Molecule: messenger RNA, 2599 nt
Organism: Mandrillus leucophaeus (drill)
Lineage: Eukaryota; Metazoa; Chordata; Mammalia; Primates; Cercopithecidae
Gene: ABCF2
Product: ATP-binding cassette, sub-family F (GCN20), member 2
Exons: 16
Coding region: 458-2365 (635 amino acids)
Molecular function (GO): ATP hydrolysis activity; ATP binding
Source: RefSeq, a predicted model, not a curated record
GUCGGUUAGGUAGCUCUAAAAACUCGUAACUCCACAACAGCUCAAUCGAUUUUCGAGAGGUGGGGUAAGCCUGGAAGGCUCAGCCGGCUUAGCUGACGAGCAACCUGGGAUUUGCAGUUUCCAGCGCCCGAAGCGGGCCCGCUCGCAGAGAGCUCUUGGACUCUAAUCCCGCCCCUUCCCGAGCCUCGCGCAUCCUGAUGGCGUCACGCGGCCCCGCGAGGUCUCUGGGAUACGCGGUAGUCCUGAAGCCGGGUCUCACUCUUGGCCGCUGCAACUUGAGGACUACACUUCCCAGGAGGCAGCGCGGCGGCGCGCCGAGAACCACCCGAGGUCGUGAUUGGCUGGUGAGCCGGCCGCACGCGGAGGAGCCCAAGGAGCAGCUCUGUUGCGACAGAGGCCGAGCAGCAAGGCCCAGCACCUUGAAAGAACAGUUAACCUACCCCUGUGGGUCAUCAUCAUGCCCUCCGACCUGGCCAAGAAGAAGGCAGCCAAAAAGAAGGAGGCUGCCAAAGCUCGACAGCGGCCCAGAAAAGGACAUGAAGAAAAUGGAGAUGCUGUCACAGAACCACAGGUGGCAGAGGAGAAGAAUGAGGCCAAUGGCAGAGAGACCACAGAAAUAGAUUUGCUGACCAAGGAGCUAGAGGACUUUGAGAUGAAGAAAGCUGCUGCUCGAGCUGUCACUGGCGUCCUGGCCUCUCACCCCAACAGUACAGAUGUUCACAUUAUCAACCUCUCACUCACCUUUCAUGGUCAAGAGCUGCUCAGUGACACCAAACUGGAAUUAAACUCAGGCCGUCGUUAUGGCCUCAUUGGUUUAAAUGGAAUUGGAAAGUCCAUGCUGCUCUCCGCUAUUGGGAAACGUGAAGUGCCCAUCCCUGAGCACAUUGACAUCUACCAUCUGACUCGAGAGAUGCCUCCUAGUGACAAGACACCCUUGCAGUGUGUGAUGGAAGUUGACACAGAGCGGGCCAUGCUGGAGAGGGAGGCAGAGCGGCUGGCUCAUGAGGAUGCGGAGUGUGAGAAACUCAUGGAGCUCUACGAGCGCCUGGAGGAGCUGGAUGCUGACAAGGCAGAGAUGAGGGCCUCGCGGAUCUUACAUGGACUGGGUUUCACGCCUGCCAUGCAGCGCAAGAAGCUAAAAGACUUCAGUGGGGGCUGGAGGAUGAGGGUUGCCCUUGCCAGAGCCCUCUUUAUUCGGCCCUUCAUGCUGCUCCUGGAUGAGCCCACCAACCACCUGGACCUAGAUGCUUGUGUGUGGUUGGAAGAAGAACUAAAAACUUUUAAGCGCAUCUUGGUCCUCGUCUCCCAUUCCCAGGAUUUUCUGAAUGGUGUCUGUACCAACAUCAUUCACAUGCACAACAAGAAACUGAAGUAUUAUACGGGUAAUUAUGAUCAGUAUGUGAAGACGCGGCUAGAGCUGGAGGAGAACCAGAUGAAGAGGUUUCACUGGGAGCAAGAUCAGAUUGCACACAUGAAGAACUACAUUGCGAGGUUUGGUCAUGGCAGUGCCAAGCUGGCCCGGCAGGCCCAGAGCAAGGAGAAAACGCUACAGAAAAUGAUGGCAUCAGGACUGACAGAGAGGGUCGUGAGCGAUAAGACACUGUCAUUUUAUUUCCCACCAUGUGGCAAGAUCCCUCCACCUGUCAUUAUGGUGCAAAAUGUGAGCUUCAAGUAUACAAAAGAUGGGCCUUGCAUCUACAAUAAUCUAGAAUUUGGAAUUGACCUUGACACACGAGUGGCUCUGGUAGGGCCCAAUGGAGCAGGGAAGUCAACUCUUCUGAAGCUGCUAACUGGAGAGUUACUACCCACAGAUGGCAUGAUCCGAAAACACUCUCAUGUCAAGAUAGGGCGUUACCAUCAGCAUUUACAAGAGCAGCUGGACUUAGAUCUCUCGCCUUUGGAGUACAUGAUGAAGUGCUACCCGGAGAUCAAGGAGAAGGAAGAAAUGAGGAAGAUCAUUGGGCGAUACGGUCUUACUGGGAAACAACAGGUGAGCCCAAUCCGGAACUUGUCAGAUGGGCAGAAGUGCCGAGUGUGUCUGGCCUGGCUGGCCUGGCAGAACCCCCACAUGCUCUUCCUGGACGAACCCACCAAUCACCUGGAUAUCGAGACCAUCGACGCCCUGGCAGAUGCCAUCAAUGAGUUUGAGGGUGGUAUGAUGCUGGUCAGCCAUGACUUCAGACUCAUUCAGCAGGUUGCACAGGAAAUUUGGGUCUGUGAGAAGCAGACAAUCACCAAGUGGCCUGGAGACAUCCUGGCUUACAAGGAGCACCUCAAGUCCAAGCUGGUGGAUGAGGAGCCCCAGCUCACCAAGAGGACCCACAACGUGUGCACCCUGACAUCGGCAUCUCUGCCAAGGCCAUGAGCAUCAUGAACUCGUUUGUAAACGAUGUGUUUGAGCGGCUGGCGUGUGAGGCUGCCCGGCUGGCCCAGUACUCGGGCCGGACCACCCUGACAUCCCGAGAAGUCCAGACAGCCGUGCGUCUGCUGCUGCCUGGGGAGCUGGCCAAGCACGCUGUGUCCGAGGGCACCAAGGCUGUCACCAAGUACACCAGCUCCAAGUGACCCAGGGUCUGACAAAAAUAAAGGCUGAACUGUU